Ectocarpus siliculosus is the source of this 180-nucleotide messenger RNA. The record is from the annotation of a GenBank genome assembly. Lineage: Eukaryota; Phaeophyceae; Ectocarpales; Ectocarpaceae.
AUGGUUGUUAAGCUCGCCGCGCAGACCGUCAAGGGUGCCGCGGAGAUGGUUCUAGAGACGGAGGAACACCCAGCUAUUCUGAAGGACAACGUAUGCGCAGCCUGGGGGGGACUGACGAUCGCGGCCAUCGAGUCUCUCGAGAAGAAUGGUUUUCGGUCCCAGGCGACGCGCGGUAUUUAG